This is a messenger RNA of Budorcas taxicolor (takin), 1758 nucleotides long. It is a transcript of the gene MAPK4, whose product is annotated as mitogen-activated protein kinase 4. The transcript is spliced from 5 exons. Gene Ontology annotation, cellular component: cytoplasm; nucleus. NCBI's taxonomy places the organism in Eukaryota, Metazoa, Chordata, Mammalia, Artiodactyla, Bovidae. The record is from RefSeq and is a predicted model, not a curated record. The coding region runs from base 1 to 1758 and encodes 585 amino acids. Gene Ontology annotation, molecular function: MAP kinase activity; ATP binding. Gene Ontology annotation, biological process: intracellular signal transduction; cell surface receptor signaling pathway; protein phosphorylation.
AUGGCCGAGAAGGGCGGCUGCCUCGCCAGUGUCUACGGGUAUGACCUGGGCGGGCGCUUUGUUGACUUCCAGCCCCUGGGUUUUGGCGUCAACGGGCUGGUGCUGUCGGCCGUGGACAGCAGGGCCUGCCGGAAGGUGGCGGUGAAGAAGAUCACCUUGAGCGAUGCCCGCAGCAGGAAGCACGCACUCCGGGAGAUCAAGAUUAUCCAGCGCCUGGACCACGACAACAUCGUGAAGGUGUACGAGGUGCUGGGGCCCCAGGGCACCGACCUGCAGGGCGAGCUGUUCAAGUUCAGCGUGGCCUACAUCGUCCAGGAGUACAUGGAGACCGACCUGGCACGCCUGCUGGAGCAGGGCACGCUGACCGAGGAGCACGCCAAGCUGUUCAUGUACCAGCUGCUCCGGGGGCUCAAGUACAUCCACUCUGCCAACGUGCUGCACCGAGACCUGAAGCCCGCCAACAUCUUCAUCAGCACCGAGGACCUCGUGCUCAAGAUUGGGGAUUUUGGGUUGGCGAGGAUCGUUGAUCAGCAUUAUUCACACAAGGGUUACCUGUCAGAAGGGCUGGUAACGAAGUGGUACCGCUCACCACGCCUACUCCUCUCCCCUAACAACUACACCAAAGCCAUCGACAUGUGGGCUGCCGGCUGUAUCCUGGCUGAGAUGCUCACGGGCAGGAUGCUCUUUGCUGGGGCUCAUGAGCUGGAGCAGAUGCAGCUCAUCCUGGAGACCGUCCCCGUGAUCCGGGAGGAGGACAAGGACGAGCUGCUCAAGGUGAUGCCUUCCUUCGUCAACAGUACCUGGGAGGUGAAGCGGCCGCUGCGCAAGCUGCUCCCGGAAGUGAACAGUGAAGCCAUCGACUUUCUGGAGAAGAUCCUGACCUUUAACCCCAUGGAUCGCCUGACCGCCGAGAUGGGGCUGCAGCACCCCUACAUGAGCCCGUACUCUUGCCCGGAGGACGAGCCCACCUCACAGCACCCCUUCCGCAUCGAGGAUGAGAUUGACGACAUCCUGCUGAUGGCUGCCAGCCAGAGCCAGCUCUCCAACUGGGACAGGUACCCCGUGAGCCUGUCGUCGGACCUGGAGUGGCGGCCCGACCGGGGCCAGGACGCGAGCGAGGGGCAGCGCGACCCGCGCGCGGGGUCGGCGCCGCUUGUGGAGGAUGUGCAGGUGGACCCCCGCAAGGACUCGCAGAGCAGCUCGGAGCGCUUCCUGGAGCAGUCGCACUCGUCCAUGGAGCGCGCCUUCGAGGCCGACUACGGGCGCUCCUGCGACUACAAGGUGGGCUCGCCGUCCUACCUGGACAAGCUGCUGUGGCGCGACAGCAAGCCGCACCACUACUCGGAGCCCAAGCUCAUCUUGGACCUGUCGCACUGGAAGCAGGCCGCCGGCGCGCCCCCCGCCGCCGGGGUGGCCGCGGUGACCGCGGACCCCGGGCCGCGCGACGACGAGCCGGCCAGCCUCUUCCUGGAGAUCGCGCAGUGGGUCAAGAGCACGCAGGGCGGCCCCGAGCGCGGCGCCAGCCCGCCCCCCGACGGCCCGGAACGCCGCCUGUCCCCACCUGGCCGCCCGGCCCCCAUCGACGGGGGCGCCAGCCCGCAGUUCGACCUGGACGUGUUCAUCUCCCGCGCCCUGAAGCUCUGCACCAAGCCCGAGGACCUGCCGGACAAUAAACUGGGCGACCUCAACGGCGCGUGCAUCUCCGAGCACCCCGGCGACCUCGUGCAGACCGAGGCCUUCUCCAAAGAAAGGUGGUGA